GAUUCGGGAUUUCCCAGAUGUACCUAUUCUAGUAAAGAGAACUUUGGAAAAUGCUUGCUUCUUUACUGGGAGUUGGGGGUUUUCUAGAACGUUGACAUUAUCCCGAAUCUCUCUAAAACCUAACAGCACCCUGUAAGGGGGCUGUCAGGAGUACUGAGCCCCAGCAUCGACCUAAAACCCUGGGUGAUGCAAAGACUCGGUGAAGAUGGAGGAGAAAGGAGAAAUCGGAGGGAGGCCUGCCAGGCCCCCGGAUGCUCGAGGAAUUGCCGAUCCCUUGCAUGCUCUUUCUGAAGAGAUGGGACGAGCCAUGGGGGCUGCAGAGGAAGCCCUUCGACUUGGGGUUUGGGCCGAGGCAUCAGAUUCCUGGGAGAGUUUUGAGCGGAUGGAAAUGGGGAGCUUCACCCCCCCCUUCCCAACCACUGGAGCAAGCACAACCUAACACAGACUGGCGUUUUUCUCAGGCUCAGAGACCAGGAACUAGUGGAUAUGUCGCACUCAGUGGGCGGGGGAGAGCCAACUAUCAACUUCAAACCAAAUCUGGCUGCAGCCAUCUUUCUGUUCCUCAGUUGCCACACAGUGGAGGAAGGGGGGAAGGAGGUUGGAAUGCUUUACUAGACACAACAGAGAGCUUUCUUGUGAGAACCAAGGUCAUCUCUACUAGCAAUGGAUAAGGUUGGGAAAGGAGUGCCUGCCAAUUAACCCAAUUGGCCAACAUGACCUGUGAUAUUUGGGGAUGGGGUUAUUUCCUAGUUUAAUUAUACUGAAACCGCGGGAAAUAUUUAGAAUUGAUUUUCCUUUGAAGCUAUGCCGAUAUGAUGUACUAAAUAAAGAAGAGUUCUGAUUUGCUUGG
Pantherophis guttatus is the source of this 850-nucleotide messenger RNA. NCBI's taxonomy places the organism in Eukaryota, Metazoa, Chordata, Lepidosauria, Squamata, Colubridae. The record is from RefSeq and is a predicted model, not a curated record.